Glossina fuscipes is the source of this 6241-nucleotide messenger RNA. RefSeq lists its product as uncharacterized. Bases 234 to 5996 code for a protein of 1920 amino acids. The record is from RefSeq and is a predicted model, not a curated record. NCBI's taxonomy places the organism in Eukaryota, Metazoa, Arthropoda, Insecta, Diptera, Glossinidae. Gene Ontology annotation, molecular function: zinc ion binding. The transcript has 14 exons.
GACAUUACUGUCAUUAAUUUAAAAGGUAUUUAGUUUGUUCGCUUUUCUUUGUAGAGUAAGGUUAUUUUGGAAAUAAAGCUAUAAAGUGUUUAAUAUCUUAUUGAAUAUCAAGUCCAGUUAAUUUAUUUGCCUUCUGGUUAAAAAAAGUGAAAGAACCUUUUACACAAGCAAAGUAAAUGUAUUCAAAAUAUUAAGCCGGCAUUUUUAGUGCAAGGGCAACAAACUGUAAAAAAAUGUUAAGCAAUGUGCAGAAUAAUAAACUUUUUGAUGAUAAGUUUUUGGCUAAUACUUUGAGGAAUUGUCGGCGUUGUCCAAGAUGCCGCAGCGAAUAUUCCUUCGCUUUCGAUAAGCGUAUGGGCGACACUAAUAUUCGAAGUCAUCGUCCCUUUUUGCUAACGUGUGGCCAUAAUAUGUGCGAGAAUUGUGUUAUUCACAAUCGACGAAAGUUAGAAUGCGGUGUAUGUCUUAAGCCAAUCCCAAUACCACAGUCGCAAACUACUAUUAAUUUCCGAAUACGCCAGAUCUUCGAUAUGAACUUUUUUGUAAUGGGUGAAUUGAAUCAUUUGAAAUUUUAUCGUACAGACGGCUCAUUCAACAAUACCCUAGUCGCAUCUGCAGACAAUAUGGGUUAUAUUGCACCGCAAUGUGCCGAAUGUGAUAGUGCUGUCGCUACAGGCAAAUGCCGUCAAUGUAGAGUGUCUAUGUGUAAGCGUUGUUUCGAUUCGGUACACAAAAAUUCGAAAACAUUGCAAAAGCACCUUUUGGUACCAUUGGAUGAAAUUCGAGGUCAACAUAAUCAAUUGCCGAAGCCGAAGCAUUGUAAACGUCACAAUCGUAGUUCGGAUUAUUACUGUCGCAUGUGUGAUGUUACUUGCUGUUACGAAUGUGCGCGAACCGAUCAUAACAAUCAUAGUUUUUGCCCAUUAAUUGAAGAGAAUAAGAAACUUAUGGAAGAGUUGGCUUCGGUUAUGGAAAAUGUCAAGCUAUACCGUGAUAGUGUUCAAAAUGCUCAAAAGGAAAUCAAAUCAAUGGAAAUCCAAUUGGAAGAAUACGCCACAAAAACUACGGAAGACAUUUCUAAUUAUUUUCUAUUUUUACACGGUGUUCUGCAGAACGAGGAGAAACGGAUUGCCGAUAAAUUUAAGAAAUCGUGCAAUGAACCUCAACAGAUGUUGACAAAAACAUUCCGCAAAUUGGCUGAAUCUCAAGAAGUUUUAAACAGCAUGCGUACAAAUUUAGAAGAGUACCACGAAAAGCCACCAUUUGAUGUAAAUUUGCGUACCGUUGUUUAUAUUUGCAAUAAACAAUUAGAAAAAAUCCCUUGCCGUUUACAAGUUACCAAGAUACAAGAUAAUCCUUUCAGAUUUGAUAUAAAGAAAACCACUUUCGAAGAUUUACAACAAUAUUAUAAUUACUCUUAUACGGAUCCAAAAAUAUCUAUUAAACUUGGUGUUUUCCGUGAAGACACCAAUUCCAUAUUAAAGUCAUCUAUGCUUUUUGAUAAAAACGUAAUCGCACAAUAUUCUCAAAAAGACUGUACUACUACUGCUACUACUACUACUACUACUACUACAAAGAAGAAAAAUAAAAAUCAUAAAAGAAAUAAACAGAUGAAAUCAUCGAACAGUAAUAGUAUUUCUGAUAGUACGGAUUCGUUAAGAGAGGACAGCGGAUCUGGAACAUCCAUUUUAGAUGACGUAAAGAUCGCAUCUUUUGUAGCAGAAAACUCAAUGGAACAUCAUAUCAAUGUUCGACUUACACAUAUUCAAUCACCGAAUCAUUUUUAUAUACAAGAUAUUAAUGAAUCGCAAAAGAUACGUGAACUUUCGGAAGCCUUCUCCCUACUGUUCCCUAAGAACGUGCCAAAAACAAUAAAAGAGGGUAACCUUUAUAUGGCUUACAAUCAGAAGGAUAAACAAUGGUAUCGGGGUAUACUUAAGAAAAUAUUUCCUAACGACAUUUACAGAUUAUUUCUAGUGGAUUACGGUAUGCAUUUAAAUGUACCUAAAGAAAGACUUUGCCAAAUGAAACCUCAUCACAUAAACAUUCCAUUUGCGGCCAUACGUUGUGCCAUCUAUAACAUCAUGCCAGCAAACAAAAGAUGGACGAAAGCAGCGGAUCAAUUAUUAAUGGAAAUUACAAAAAAUGCACCGGCACGUUUGAGUAUAAUUGAAAAAAUUAGUGAUCGCAAUUUUUUGAUUGAUUUACACAACGAGCAAACGAAAUCGGUACGCGGGUCAUUUUUAUACACUGGCCUGGGUAAAGAUAGGCCAGGAUUUUUGAGUUUUAAAAUGCAAAUAAAGACAAUAAACCCGGACGUUAAAGAAGAAAAUGGAUUGGCCGUUACCCAUUAUUUUCGUGCUGGCGAAAUAUUCAGGGUAGCAAUAACUCAUAUUGAGGGACCUCAAGAAUUUUACGUUAUCAAGAGCGACUUAAUACACGACCAGCGUCAAUUUCAAAAUGAUUUAAAUGAAUAUUACACAUCUCAAACAAACAAACACGAGCAACUAUACUUGGGCAGCGUGCAAAUGUACUGCGUUGUGUGCUUAGAGGAGUUCUGGCAUCGUGCCAUUAUCGAAGAAAUUAAAGAAAAUGGUUACGUGAUGGUACGUUUGGUAGACAAGGGUACACGGCACCUAAUUAAUUGGCGUCAGGCCUAUGUACUUGAGGAGCGUUUUCGUAAAGUUCAGGAAUAUUGCCUACGUUGCGCCCUAGCCGACAUUGAACCAUUACAAGAAAAUGACUACACAUAUACCGCGACAGCCAUCAAAGACUUUAAACAAAUGGCAAACAAUCCUAAUUUACGUAUUGAAAUCUGUUCCGUACGUGACGAUGAUUACAAAGUCGCCUUGCUUGUGAGUAAAAAAAAAAUGGACAUAAAUGUGGGAGUUUCACUGGUGAAAAAUAAAUAUGGUAUUUCAACUGGGGAAACGACCCAAGAAACAGAGAUUACGACGAGUGUAUUGAAAAAUCAAACCGCGCCAUUUGAACUAAUGAAUAACGUAAGAUCAUCGUCGAAUUUAUUAAAUGCUCCUACGAAAACAAGUAGCAGCGACGGUUCGUCGAAAAAAGUGGUAAAGAAAAUCGUUAAACGUACACCGGUUAUCAUUACCCAUAUUGUUAAUCCGGGGGAAUUUUACCUUCAACUUGCUUCUCUAUCUGAAGGCACAAAGGCUUUUCACCGGCAAAUUCAAGAAACUCAAACUCGCAAAUAUAAAUUAUGUACCGAGCCUGAGUUCAUAAAUAAGUGGACUGUAGGCGAUGCCUGUAUGGUGUACACAAAAUUUCAACGUGCAUCCGAUGCAAAUAAUUUGCAUGAAAAUUUUAAUCUCUCUUCAAAUUUAUCGGAUUAUAAUGAGUGGUAUCGUGGAAUUGUUACCGAUAUUGUCAAUGACUUAGCAUCGAAAUCCACUUAUACGAUCUUCUUACGAGAUGUUGGCACCACUAUACAAUCAAUUUCUGCUGAUCAGUUGUUUCCCAUUGAUUCAUUAUUGAAUCGAGUAUCAAACGCAGUAUAUCUCUGUCAGUUAGCAUGCGUUGAGCCUACAGGCGAUAAAAGCUGGUCGCUAACAUCCAUAGAUUGUUUUAAACAUUUUACUAAAAAAUUCGAAUCUCUAGGGGUUACUCUGCAGAGCAAAUGUUCAUUAGAUAAAAAGUCACUGCCAAUUGUUUUAUGGGGUGUACUCACUGAAACUAGUGAUCCCUUGGCACCUUGCAUAACAAAGUAUACAAAUAUUAACUACAGCUUAGUUAAAAGCGGUUUAGCUCAUCUGGUAGAACCGUUAGAUCAAACUCAAGAAUUUAAUCAAUUAGAAGAAAUUGAACUUGCGGGAGACGAAAUUACAUUAGAGCAGUGGUUAAAAUCAUUUGCGAAUAAUGCAAUGCUAACAGCUAUUGAACGUAUUGCAGACAAUCCUACGCGUAAUAGUUGCGAUGGUUUUCUCUGUGAUAAUGCUUCAGAAAAGUAUGCAUCAUGCAAUGAAUUUUCUUUCGAAUAUGAUGAAUUAAGCGAUGUACUGACAACGGGACAAACGGUUCCACCUCAAGCCUGGCUGGAAUGCCGAAGAAUUGAGAAAACUCUUUUCACAGGCUUCCCAACCUAUAUUGAUUACGAUUGCAUUGUCUAUAUACACGACUGCGAAGGACAUGGAAUUUUGGAAAGAAUGUGCUUAAAACUUGGCUCCAAGUAUGGUAAGAUGCCCCCACCGCCAGCGGACUAUAAAUAUGCUAUAGGACAGCCAAUUGUUGCUGCUUAUACCGAAAAUGAUUUGCAUAAAAUGUAUCGAUGUGUAGUCGAAGCAUUACCUAAUGAUUGCGGUCAAUGGAGUGUGCGUUAUAUCGAUUACGGCAAUGUUGAAACUGUCGCAUUUGAAUCGAUGCGACCGUACGCUCCAUAUCCCAAUCUAAAUGCAAUAGCCAAUCAAUUUCGCAUUGAGGGUAUAAAACCGAAAUUCGGUGCGGAGAGAUUCCCAACGCUUGCUUUAGAUUUUAUACAUCUUAAUACCGUGGCACGUUGGGUUACGGUACGAGUAUCGGAAGAUGAACUGCAUAAGCCAAUUCGAAUAUGUAAAAUACGUCAUGGUGCUAUCGAUAUAGCACACUAUUCCAUAGAAGAAGGUCAUGCCGAUUCCGAUCAUUCUAGGUCACGCGUCGAAUUAAAUAUAAUGAAAUCCACUAGACAACGUAAUCCCAUUCUUUUCGAGCAAAAUGUGAACAACGAGUUUGUGCGCGGUAGCAUGGACAAUCGUAUGGAUGUUACGGGCAAAGAUGAUAGAUCUAGUGAGGAUGACGAUAUGCACGAUGAUAAUACCGAAGACGAAUAUGAGGGAUUAGACGAACUAAUUGAACGUUUAGACAAUAAAAGAAAGCCAGCAUUUGAUCAAUUUUCGGCUAUGACAUCAUCUCACGCAAUAAAUCAACAAGAUAGCCUUGUAACACUUCAAUUACCAAAAAGACGCAUGUUUGAUGAAAAUGGUUAUGCGGAACUGUUAAAUGAAAUGAAAGAUUCCGAAUUGAAUGUUGACUUGGUUGACGAUGCAUUCUGCGAAGACGGCGAUAAAGAAAAUAAAAUUGAUUUGGAAAAUGAAUUUGAUGAUGAUAGCGACGAAGAUGUCGUCUUUUUAGAUCACGGUUCCGAAAAUGAUUAUUAUUAUUGGCAGUCCGCAAAACAUGAGGAUUUAUGUGAACAAGGGCAAGAAUAUGUAGAUGAGCAAGCUUCUUUUUCACAUAUAGAAAGGGAUGCUGGCUCUGAGUUUGAACAAUUCAAUCCGAAUGCUACAUCAACGGCUAUAUCCCAUUUUAGCGGUAGCAAAUUUUUCAAACAACCGCAAUUGCCACAAAGCAUGAACAAUUUCAAUUGCUGUGUUGUAUCAAUUUUGAAGCCGGCCUUAUUCCAAGUUUUUCCUCUUCAUCUGGAAUAUGAAUACCGCGAAAUGGAUAUGCAGCGUACGAUUAAACGAAUGGCCAGGGUCGCACCACCCUUAACAAAAUUUAAGCCAAGCACUGUUUGUUUGGCGCGUUACACUAAAGAUAAAAGAUGGUAUCGAGCUGUAAUAUGCAGAUAUUCUGCAGAUAGUAAAUUGGUGGAAGUGCUGUAUGUUGAUUAUCUUAAUAGCGAAACGCUCCCAGUGACAGACGUGCGGGAAUGCCCUAAGGAAUUGUUAAUUUUGCCAUUGCGUACGUUUCGAGUUCGUUUGCAUGAUGUUAAACCCAAUCCCAUGAAGCCGGAAAGCGCAAUACGUAGCGCUCUUCACAAAUUGUUAAGCAGACGUAAAUUAUAUGCAGUCAUUAAAAAGCGGUCUACCCCAGCUCCUCCAAAGUGCAAAGCCCAUGUAUUUGGCACAACACAAGAAGAAGAUUCGGUUGCAAUAGAUUCUUUACUUCCGCCAAAGAGCGACGUCAUGGAAGUUAUUUUAUAUGAUUCGGCCGAGUUUGCUUUAAAAGGCGUUACCAUCUAUGAAUCGUUAAUACAAGAUGAUCUCUUUAUUCGCAUUUAAUUACUCAACAUUCUCACAUGUUAUUUCUCAUUUCAUUUUUCAUUUCAUUUCGUAAUCAGUAUAUUAUUUUAAAAGUAAAUGAAAAUGAAUUAAUGGUCUUUUUAUUUCGUUCUCUUUCUUAAUAUAUCUUAUCUUAUCUCUUGGAGAAAUUUUGAGUUAUUCGUUAUAGUAUUUCAUUGCCACUGAGUUUUUUAUUUAUAACUGAUUCAUUAUAUUUUUAUUCACAUUUGACUUUUCCCAUUUCU